Messenger RNA from Scophthalmus maximus (turbot), 4720 nucleotides. RefSeq names its product nuclear protein, ataxia-telangiectasia locus (gene npat). The record is from RefSeq and is a predicted model, not a curated record. The transcript has 17 exons. Bases 156 to 4202 code for a protein of 1348 amino acids. Lineage: Eukaryota; Metazoa; Chordata; Actinopteri; Pleuronectiformes; Scophthalmidae. Gene Ontology annotation, cellular component: nucleus. Gene Ontology annotation, molecular function: protein binding; transcription coregulator activity.
UCCCCGCCUUUUGAGUGAGCAGCGGUCUCCUCGGGACGUCUCCUCCUCCGCAGCGGCGCUUUUCACGAUGUAUUGCGGAUUAUUUUCUUCUUCUUGAACAUGUAGUUAAUUCUUUACUAACACACGCUUUUUAACGAAUCAGCCGACGAGCAGCCAUGUUGCUGCCGUCCGACUUCGCUCGCCUUGUUUUGGGGUAUCUCCAAGAGGAGGGACUGUCGGCCACGAGCCAGGCUUUCAUCCACGAGAGCCCCAACCUGAAGGAGUACGCUGAACACACCACAGCAGACGGGACGAUUCCUGCUUGUGUAUUCUCUGUCUUUGGGAAAAGCCUGACGACCAUUUUAAAUGAGUAUGUGGCAGCCAAAGCAAAAGAGUCUUGUCACGAAGUUCCUGCAAUGAUGACCUCAUUGUGGAAGAAGCUGGAUUUCACACUCAACCAAAUCAAGUCACUACAGAAUUCCCCAGCUAUAUCGGCAUAUCAGAGAACACGUUCACGCGUCGGAUUAGCGAACAUGGCCCGACAGCGGGUCCUGACCGUGGUUUCGUCUGGCGGCGCCGUCGUCUGCUCCUCGGUGUCUGACACGAGCUCCGUCCUCAGCCCGGCCCACGCGUCCCACGGCGCGCUCAGCCACUCCACCCCCGUGAGCUUCUCCGCUCCGCACACCAGACAGCUGCAGCAGAUCCCCGACAGCAGCCGGAUACUGAACACGCCCAGAGAUUCACCGGUUCAUAUCAUCGUGUCAGAGAAUCGGCUAAAUCCAGGCCCGAUGUCUCCUGGACGACGGAAAUGGGACACCCCCAGGAAGAGAGGUGGGGCUCUGAGUGGGUCCAGUGGCCUCAGCAGAUCCGCCGCCGCCACCAUCAGUAACCUCAACGCUGAACCCCAACCCGAAGAGGCCGCUGAUCACCUUGUGAUACAAAAUGCUCGUGACAGGAUCCUGGGAGACAGAUCGUUACAAGAGAAACUCGCUGAAAACAUCAACAAGAUCCUGGCAAAUGAGCCGGUGCCACAAACAUCGAAGGCCUCUGCAGCCACGGUGGAGCCAGACCAGUCCAUAGAUGAAAUCCUUGGACUGCAGGGGGAAAUCCAUAUGAGUGACGACGCCAUCCACGACAUUUUGGAGCAGACGGAGUCAGACCCAGCUUUUCAGGCCCUCUUUGACCUUUUCGAUAACAAUAAAAACAAAUUCCCUGACGGAGAAACAGGGGACGCAGAUGUGAGCAGUAGUCCAGAAGAGAGCGACGCUCCCGGGUCGUCAUCGACGUGCCUUCAGAGUGACGAUCCAGGCACUUCAUACAGAGAAGCUAAUGUUUCCGAUACGAACUCUGUGAAGUCAACAGCAGUACAAGAGCGUAAGACCCGGAAGGCCGCUGCUCCCACCUUGUUGAAGAAAACGCUUCUCGCCCCUAGCGGCAGAGCGUCCAGAAUCGAAGGCAGCUCAGCCACGUUGUUGGUGAGUCACAGGGAUCACCGACGUGUCUCGUCCGCCGCCACCGGCUCAAACAGAAGAGAAAGAGCCUCGCUCUUCAAUAGCAGCGUUGUUGUAACACCCAUGGACGUUGAUGAACCGUUGAAUACACCUCCCCCUCCUUCGGACACUAACAUGGACUCCACCGCGACUGGACUCUGUGAACCGACCACAGUUCCCUCAACGUCGGCCUCUUUAUCUUUGAGUAGUCACCCUGCUUUUCUGCCUCCCGUACAAGUUGAGCUGAGCAUCACUCCAACACCGACUGCCGAACUUUCUCGUACGCCACUGUCGAGCAGUGGAGGAGACACUCGGCCGGCGUCCACUCACUCAGCUACCGCUGAAUCCGCCUCCUCGAGUGUUACAGUUACAGCGGUUCCCAUCUCGCCGUCAGAUUCCAUCGUGGCGCCGUUCACAGCGACGCCCGACUCACCCAUGUGUGCGUCUGCCUCCGCGACUCUCACGGCCACCCCGGCCUCGUCCACGCCCGACUCGCCCGUGUCCUUCUCCUCCUCAUCCUGUGCCCCGAUUGCCGCGGCCCCCGACACCUCCUCCUCCGCCGCCCCGAGCAAAGCCACGGCGAGUUCCGAUAACAUAGUCGCUCUGAAGAUCAUCAUCAGCGACAACCAGGAAGAAGAAGACGCUCCGAGCGACGCGGCCUUGAAUCAAGCGAUUACCAGCAUUUCAGGGGACAAGAUACCCACCAUCUAUCUCUCCUCUCCAGCCAAGUCCCCUGGAUUCAUCCCUGGCAUCCCUGGCACUCCGAAGACCACCUUGGACGAGGUGGCGCUGGCAGUUAGCGGCUUGCAAAGCUCCGAGGCGCGUGGUAGCCCAGUCGCCGCCGGUAAGGCGUUCGUGGCGUCUCCGUUAACGGGGACAUCGCAGGCCCAGCAGAGCUACGUAAUUCAACUACCCAUGGACGCCACAAACGCAGCUCUGCAAGGAACCACCGCCGGCUACUUCCUUGUGACGGAACCCCCGACGACAGACCUUCAAACCAGACAGGUGCUGCUGCCUGCCGGCCUAUCAAAAGGACGGCCAUUUGCCACCACCCAGUUUGGGGCGACCACGCCAACUCUAUCUCAAGGCUACUCUGCUGGGUCGGCACUCAUCUUACCAUCGCCUGUCAAGCCCCUGGUGCUUCCCAUCUCUGUUCUUGGUCAGAACACUCUGGGGAAUGUCCAGAUGGUUUCUAAUCAGCUUGUUGCCAGACCGAGCCCAGUGUCGGUGCCACAAUCCGAAACUGUCCAGUCCAAUUCCUCCACAGUGGCGACCAAACCGUCUACAGCUGCUGGCUCUGAGGAAAAUCUGGUCGUCAAGGUAAUUCAACCGCUGACGGCUGAAAACACAAGCCAGCAGGACGCAGCAAGGAGAAUUUUACGUUUUGACUCUUCUGCAGAAGUUCAACCACAAACUUCUGAAACAGCUCAAACCGCCUCACCCGCAGCUACGUCUCAAUCUUCCGCCCAGCGACCGGAGAAAGGUAAAACGCCGCCGGUCCCUCGAACGAGGCCUGCGAUCUUAGGAGGCAACAAGCCCAAGAGGAGGGUACAGAUUGUCCGAUGCUCAACGGGUCCUCAGACUGCAGGAGGGUUUGUGACGGAGGCAGAGAAGUCCGUGACUCUACAAUCGCAGCACCACCACAAAGAUCCCGUUAAAAAGAACUCUCGCAAACAAGAUCAUAAUGUCGACAGCCAAGAGACUCAAAGUGCAAGUACCAGCAGAGCCGAUUCGUCAGGAACAGAGACUUUGAAAAAGUUGGAGUCGAGAAGGAGAUCAAAAUCUGCUGACGGGACACACAAUCGUGAUAGUGAUGAAGCAAAAGCUUCUGAUUGUCUGAGCUCUAGAUUAUCGUCUUCUGAUUCUACAACGAGAUCCGUUACUAGAAAGGAGAAAGAGGAGAGCGGCAGGAAAGAAGCUGCUGCCGAAAAGCCUCCCGCAAAAUCCCGCGAGGGGCGUUCGGACAGGAGGACUCCCUCCUCUUCGGAGACGCCACAUGUGACGGCCAACAAGGAGAACGAAAUCAAGGGGAGCGCACAGGAGCAGCAUCCGCCGUCAACACCCACAUCCUCAGUAUCCAGAGACUUUAGCCCCCCGGCUGUCACUCUACCGAUACCCAACCCCGAGUCCAAGGCCACAAAGACCCUGUCAAAGACCAGCUCUCUGGCCAAACAGGCUGCUGAGAUGCUGCAGGACAUCCACGGACUCCACUCUCCUUCUUCCACCCCUGUCAAAAGGACCGGAGCAGGCAGUUCAGACCCACCUAGGACCCCUGGGACCGGCCGCACCCAGGAGGAGUCAGCCGCCGACUGUCCCAGAACGCCUUCCCGACAGAAGAAGGGCAAAGAUGGCGAGGGGACCCCCAGGCGUCCCAUGCCUCCCAACACCCCAGAAGUGCCCACCUGCAGCCCCGCCAGCGAGGCCGGCAGCGAGAACAGCAUCAACAUGGCCGCUCACACGCUCAUGAUCCUUUCGCGCGCCGCCAUCGCCAGGACGGGCACGCCCCUGAAGGACAGUCUGCGUCAGGAGGGAGCAGGGGACAAGUCGCCCACGAGCUCCAAGAACUCCAAGAAACGGAAACAGCCUUCGCCCGCAGAAAGUCCGUCUGCGAAGAAAGAGACAAAAAGAUCUUCCAGCAAAACGAGAGACCGGGAGAAGAAGAAACUUGUAGAUUGUUUUCCCCACGACUUGGACGUGGACAAGUUCCUGUCCUCACUUCACUACGACGAGUGAAACCGACCUCCUUAGGUUUCUCUCCAGGAAUAGAACAAGCCAUCUGCUCAGCCUUGGCUGAGACUUUAUACAGAAGUUGUCGUGUCUCACUUUCAGCCAAUGAGGAACUUUGAUUGAGCACAGCGGGGCGGGGCUGCAACCUUGGCACUUUGUUUUUCUGUUUAUCGUCAUGUUCACUUACUGUUUUAAUCACCCCUGUUUUUUCUUUUUACUGGAUUUGUUUUCACACCCUAACAUAACGAUCGGGAGCCGGUUUAUUUAAAAAAUUGGUGAUUCAAAGAGUUUUCCUUGGUCAAUAUUUGACUCUAGUUCAAUGAUUCAUUUUUAAUAACACUGAAUGAAGAGCUGUUGAUGUUCACAAAGGUCUGAUUAACAAAAGAAUAAAGUCAUGGACGAAUAUAAUAUUUUGUGGCAUAACACAAGUAUAGUUUUUUUGUUUUGAUGGUAGAAUCAGACACGAGUGCAACGGUUCAUAUUUGCAUUCUUUCAGUGUAAUAAAAAUAAAGAAAUUGGUCUCA